AUGUUGCCAAGCAGUUUGCAGACUUUGACCUUUGGCUACAUGUUUAACCGGAAGUUGAACGCCGCCGCCCUGCCAGACAGCCUGCAGACUCUUACCUUCGGCUUUCUGUUUAACCAGAGCUUGGAAGGUGUGACAUUACCAAGCAGCCUGCAAACGUUGAGCUUCGGCGCCUAUUUUAACCAGAGCUUGGAAGGUGUCAUCUGGCCAAGCAGUCUGCAGACUUUGACCUUCGGGCAGAAUUUCGAUGAGACUUUGCAAGGUGUCAUCUUGCCAAGCAGCCUGCAAACGUUGAGCUUCGGCGCCUAUUUUAACCAGAGCUUGGAAGGUGUCAUCUGGCCAAGCAGUCUGCAGACUUUGACCUUUGCCGAGAAAUUCAACCAGAGCUUGGAAGGUGUUGAUUUGCCAAGCAGCCUACGGAGCUUGACCUUCGGCAGUGGCUUUGACCAAAGCUUGGAAGGUGUCACUUUUCCAAGCAGCCUGCAGCACUUUGGCUUCAGGAGUUUCAGGAUUUCUUGCAGUGCAUAA
Molecule: messenger RNA, 525 nt
Organism: Durusdinium trenchii
Lineage: Eukaryota; Dinophyceae; Suessiales; Symbiodiniaceae
Source: the annotation of a GenBank genome assembly